Molecule: messenger RNA, 1417 nt
Organism: Leptinotarsa decemlineata (Colorado potato beetle)
Lineage: Eukaryota; Metazoa; Arthropoda; Insecta; Coleoptera; Chrysomelidae
Product: rod outer segment membrane protein 1
Cellular component (GO): membrane
Source: RefSeq, a predicted model, not a curated record
AAAACUGAUUUAAGUAAGUGGAGAAACCGGACCAAAGUAUAACCUAACAAAGUGCUACAUUAAACUGGUGAUUUGAACUGCAACAUUCCAGAGUUAGAAAUAAUAUGCAGGGCUAGAGAAAUGCAGAAGUCAACAGCAAACUACAUGAAACAAUCGUUAUCAUUACACUUUAGUCGAAGCUGGAAUCUUGUGUGGAAAACUCCACCAAGACAGAAUUAUGACUUAAGUUCAAUUAGUCAGCAGCUGUCAGAUUGUCUGUCAAUGUACAACUAUGCGAAAAAAAGUGAAAAUUGAAUUUGGUAAAAUACUACCCAGGACUAAACCUUCAAGAUCUCAGGAAACCGAAACACUCAGCGAACCAGCGAGUGGUGAUGAAGAAAAACCUGCAAAACUAGUGGCAGUGAAAUGUGGUAGACCCGAAUUCGAUGUAACUUUCCGCACCAUCAAACUAUUGACCGCCAUGAGCCUCUCUCUGAUUAUUUUAUGUAUCUUGUUCUCUCUGAAACUCUUCGCCUCUUCGAUUGGAAUCAGAAAACACCUCGGGCAAUACAUAAACAUGGUGUCCGAAGGAGAUGGAUCGAAGUUGCCUGUACUCCAAGCUAUACCAGUGCUGUGUUUCUUUCUGGUGGACGUGGCAUUCGUUUUUUUCAUCUUUAAAAUAUUCGAUCGGAAGAAGCAGAAUAAAUUCAAUUGGUUUUUGUAUAUUUUGCUCAUGAUGUCCGUGGCUUUGAUAUGCAUAACGUUUAUUUUACUAAUAGUCGUUCUCAGCCACGUAUAUUCAGAGAAUGAAGGUCUGCACAAUGGGAUAGUCGAAGCGAUGAAUAAUUACUCUGGCAAUUCUUUAUACAAGAAAAGAAUCGACAGGUUGCAGAUUGAAUUCCAAUGCUGUGGAAGCAAGAAAUACGACGAGUGGUACAACAUAAAAUGGUACGAUACCAGCUUGGUGAAAAAAGCAGCAACAGACAACACCCAAGGAAACACUCCCUUCAGCUGUUGUUCGAUAUCUUCGAUCUUCCCCUGCAUCCACCACAAUAUCGAAACCACCGGCAAAGCAUAUCUGUACACCCCCGAGCAAAACCUCAGUAUUUCUACCAAAGGCUGUUACGAUGGACUCAGAAAGAAAACGAAAGAAGUGGGAUGGGGUAUAGUUGGAAACUUGGUAUUGUUCAUCAUUCUGCAAGUUGCUUUGGUGAUUUGUUUGCGGUUUUUGCAAACGGCACAUUAUGCAAAGAAUAGGUUCGAGGGUCACAGCAGGCUAUAUACCGUGUGGCUCUUCGGAUGUGCAUCAGCCGGGAAAAAUUUGACAGUCGUGCCUCCUGAACCUCCACCGGUUCCCGAAGAACUGAUGAGCUAAAAAUAUCCAUAUAUUUCAAUGUUCCUGUAUUGAGUAUUGAUUAUAGCGGUUUUUGAAAAACAA